Molecule: messenger RNA, 1494 nt
Organism: Nilaparvata lugens (brown planthopper)
Lineage: Eukaryota; Metazoa; Arthropoda; Insecta; Hemiptera; Delphacidae
Product: glutamic acid-rich protein-like
Exons: 4
Coding region: 140-1330 (396 amino acids)
Source: RefSeq, a predicted model, not a curated record
UGUUCAGUUGUAUCUUGCAACGCAUCAAUUUGUUGUAACAACGGGCUCGAGUAGUUAGGGCCACUCGGCGGCGCUCCGCCACUCUUGGUCAGUUGGUCGUCAGCUGUGCGUGUGGUGUGACGUGUGCCCGUGUGCCGCUAUGGGAUGUGCCAGUAGUGCGCCGUUCAACCCGGGCGCAGUGGCCAACGAUGCUCCAAUCGACGCCAACGGCGGAGGCGGGGGAUUGGCGGCCAAACUGCGUCGGAACGCCGGCGACAUUGUCGAUACAACAACCAGCUCUGUCAUGGGCGAAGCGGAGCGUCUCAAGGAUGGAGCCGUCUCUAAGAUGCAAGAUAUGGGCGAAACAAUACAGGAGACCGCUGAGGAAGCGGUGGACAAAGUGACAGAUAAGUUGACAUCGACAUUCAAGGACCUGACGUCAGCCGCUGAGGAGAAAGCGGCCGAAGCUGAGGAGGGAGCUGCUGAGGCGGAGGCCGCCAUUGCUGAGGCCAAGGCACGUGCUGAGGAGGACAUUGAGAACGAGGUUCGAAACAUGGUUGAAGAUCUGGAACAAGAGCUGCCUCCACCCGAUAUGCCACCUCCAGACAGUGAGAAAUCCGCUACCGACAGCCAACAUUUGCAGGAACCAAGCGAAGGAGAUCCACCGCAGGGAGUGAUUAUCACAGAGCUGGCAUCAGACGACCAGCCACCGGACACAUCCGAAGUGAACCUCGGAUUCGUAGAGGUGCCGGCUGGCGAAUUGCCGAACGGAGAAUUGCUAGGCACCCCGAGAGACGCGCUAGAAAGGGAGAUCGAAGGGUCGCCUCCACCGUCUGCCCUGCCUGAAAGCCACAUCCAGCCGCAAGCUGUUCCUUAUCCGUUUGUCAAUCUGACCGAAAUGAACCACGACGAAACCACGAGUGAUCAAGAGAAAGAUGAAGAGAGUGCAGAAACACAGGAUGAAACAAGAGCUGAGUCACCUGCCUACGAAGAAAUUAACGUGGAAUCCAGUAAUGACAACGCAAGUAUUUCGGAGCUAAACAAUAAUGAGACGAUCAAGGAUGAGGCAGCUACAAAUGAAGAUGACGUCACCCAGGAAACCGACAACGUGGAAACUGGUGGUGAUGAUGAAAAUACCCCAAGUCCUCCACAAGAUGAAGAGCCUACUGAGGAAGAGCCUGCAAACAAUGAUGAUACCGAACAGAAAGAUGAGAAUGAUGAUAGCGAACAAAAAGAUGAGAAUGAUGAUAGUGAACAGAAAGAUGAGAAUGAUGAAGAAAAAGAAGAAGAUGGCGAAGAAAAGAAGGAUGAGGAAGAUGAUGGUACAGAAAAGGAUGUUGAAGAUAGAUGAAGAUGAAGAUCGUGGAACUCUGAGGCUUAGCGAAAAAUUUGUUGAGAUACAAUGUGAUUUAACCAGAAAUAUGUGUGAUAAUAUCACAAAUUUUAAAUUUCUCAAAUCUUUUUUCAUAACAUUUCCACUGCCUGUACUGAUGACUUAAGAGUAGAAGCCUCUAC